Passer domesticus (house sparrow) is the source of this 3843-nucleotide messenger RNA. RefSeq names its product dynein axonemal assembly factor 2 (gene DNAAF2). The transcript is spliced from 3 exons. NCBI's taxonomy places the organism in Eukaryota, Metazoa, Chordata, Aves, Passeriformes, Passeridae. Gene Ontology annotation, biological process: axonemal dynein complex assembly; cilium-dependent cell motility; epithelial cilium movement involved in extracellular fluid movement. Gene Ontology annotation, cellular component: cytoplasm. The coding region runs from base 104 to 3124 and encodes 1006 amino acids. The record is from RefSeq and is a predicted model, not a curated record.
GCGCCGCCAUCUUGUUUACCGUCACCACAGCAACGCCCGCCAUCUUGUCCGGCGCUCCCCCAGCAGCGCUCCCGGCCGGGCCGAGCCGAGCCGUGCCGGGACCAUGGCGGGCGCAGGCCGGCUGCACGACCUAGACCUCAGCGCCGAGGAGGCGGAACGGCUCCAGCGCGCCUUCCGCGACGAGCGCUUCCGUGCGCUGUUCGCGGAGUACGCGGCCGAGCUCGCCGACCCCGAGCAGCGCCGGCUGUACGAGGAGGAGGUGGCGGCGCUGGAGCGGGAGCGCGGCGUGGAGGUGCGCUUCGUGCACCCGACGCCGGGCUUCGUGCUGCGCACCAGCCAGGAGGGCUCCCGCCGCUGCUACAUCAAUGUCUGCAGCAACCCGCUGGUGGGCGAGCCGCGGGCCCGCGCCGAGCGCGGCGGGCAGCGCUGGGAGCUGCCCUACAGCCUGGCCCCGGGCCGCGAGGAACUGCGCCCCGCCGGCCGCCGCCGCCUCCUGUACGACGUGGUGUUCCACCCCGCCGCGCUGCGCCUGGCCGCCCGCAGCGCCCGCUUCCGCCGCCUGCUCCGCGACACGGCGCUGGAGGCCGUGGAGAGCCACUGCGGGGUGCGCCUGGACCGCAACAACGCCGCCGUCCUGCGAGGCGUCUCCUACAAGGGCGUCCCGCAGGCGCCCGUCAUCCGCUCCCCGCUGCCCGGCGGCGCCCCGAAGCCGCCCGAGGACGACGAGUCCCCGCUGCCGCCCUUCCCCUUGCCUGCCCCGCCCGCCGCCGCCACCGGGGGCUGCUCGCCCGCCGCGGCCCCGCCGCCCCCCGGCCCCACCACGCCGCGCUGGAGCAUCCGCCACCGCUCCUACGUGGACCUGCAGGACUACCGGCACAGCCGCGACUCGGCGCCCAGCCCGGUGCCGCGGGAGCUGCUGGUGACGGUGGAGCUGCCGCUGCUGCGCUCGGCCGCGGAGGCGGAGCUGGAGCUCCGCGGGCGGGAGCUGCGGCUGGACUCGCGCUGUCCCGCCUACCGCCUGCGCCUCCGCCUGCCCUACGACGUGGACGAGAGCGCCGGGCGCGCCGCCUUCGACCGGGCCCGGCGGCAGCUGCAGGUCACGCUGCCCGUGGUGCGGCCGGCCGGAGAGCGGCUGCAGGGGGCCGAGCCCGGCGCCGGGGGCCCGGCAGAGGCAGCCCCGGCAGGGGCGGGCGGCGGAGCGGCUCCUCCCCCGGAACUCGGGCCUGGCGGCGCGGAGCGCGGUGAUCCGCCCGCCGAGCCCCCGGCUGAGCUGCCCCUAGACCCACUCUGUGACCCACCCGCUGAACCCCCGGGUGAACCUCCCGCUGAUCCAGCCUCUGACCUCCCUGCUGAACCCGCCCCUGAUCCAACCUCUGAACCCUGCACUGAACCCGCCCCUGAUCCAACCUCUGAACUCCCCGCUGAACCUGCCACUGAUCCGACCUCUGAACCCUCUACUGAACCUGCUGCUGAUCCCAUUUCUGAACCCCCUGCUGAACCCACCACUGAUCCAACCUCUGAACCCUCUCAAUCCUUUGCUCACUCCCUUGCUGAACCUGCUACUGAUCCAGCCUCUGAACCCGCCACUGAUCCAACCUCUGACUUCCCUGCUGAACCUUCCACUGAUCCCGUCUCUGAACCUUCCACUGAUCCCAUCUCUGAACCUUCCACUGAUCCAGCCUCUGAACCUUCCACUGAUCCAACCUCUGAACUCCCUGCUGAACCUUCCACUGAUCCAUCCUCUGAACCUUCCACUGAUCCCAUCUCUGAACCUUCCACUGAUCCAACCUCUGAACCUUCCACUGAUCCAGCCUCUGAACCUUCCACUGAUCCAACCUCUGACUUCCCUGCUGAACCUUCCACUGAUCCCAUCUCUGAACCUUCCACUGAUCCAACCUCUGAACCUUCCACUGAUCCAACUUCUGAACCCCCUGCUGAACCUACUACUGAUCCAUCCUCUGAACCCUUUGCUGUCUCCCCUGCUGAACCUUCCACUGCUCCCAUCUCUGAGCCUUCCACUGCUCCCAUCUCUGAACCCUCCACUGCUCCCAUCUCUGAGCCCCCCGCUGGUCCAGCCGCUGACCCCCGCUCCGGGCCCUUCCCCGAGGCCCGGGGCCCGGCCCUGCCCUGCUCCGGUGCCGCUUCCCUCACGGCCGGCCCCGAGCCGGCCAUGCCCUCCGAGGCCCACCCCAGCGAGAUGGCCGCCUGCCCUCCCUUCCGUGCCCGGCAGGACGAGGCGUCCCUCACGCUGCUGCUGCAGGUGCCCGGCAUCGAGCCGCAGAGCCUGCGCGGGGCCGUGGGCAGCCGCCACUACAGCCUCCGCUUCCGCGCGGGCAGCGCGGCCUUCGCCCUGUUCCUGCGGCUGCCCGGCGCGCUGCUGUCCCCCGAGAGCGCCGUCAGCGUCUCGGCCCACAACGCCGUGCUGCGGCUCGCCAAGGCCCCCGGCAGCACCGGCCUCUGGGACAAGUUCAGCUUCGGCCCGGAGCCCUCCGCUCUGCAGGAGAGAUUGUUUGUCAGCGAGGAGAACGUUGAUGGAUUUCUAGGCACUGCUUUCUGCCCUUCCCCUUGCUCCCAAUCAGCACUGGAAAGCCAGCCAUUAAUUGAAGUGCUGGAUGUUACUGAGGACAGAAUUCAAAUCAGGGUGGAGCCACAGGAACGUGAGGGACAAGGAGCACCUGGCAGCUCAGGGGGAGCCCACAGCCACAACCCCGAAACCAAGGCAGAAACAAAGCGUCCCGCAGCCGAGGGAGCUGCUGCAGGAUCCAGCCCAGCUCCCACAGCCGCAGCAAGGGGAAGAGCAGGCUGUGCCUCACCCCAUUGUCUGCAGCACGAACCUCCUGCCACCGGCUCAGCGAUUCCCGGCGGAUCCGGCCGAGCGCAGCCCGAUUUAGAAAGUGCUGCAGCAGCAGCAGGCACAGCCCCGGGCCUGGGAGCAGCAGCAGGGCUGCAGGGCCGUGGGGAUGGGCCUGGGGAGCAGGGGGCAGCCCCGGGGCCGGGCAGCAGGGCAGGGUCCCCCGUUCUGCGGGAGGUGAACCCCGAGGACGGCAGCGUGCGGCUCCUCCGCGAGCACCGCGCGCGCUGCCCGCUGCGCUUCCACAGCCCCCUGCUCUACGAGCUCGACUAGCCUCUUUUGUUUCACCAUUUCCUUCUCUUGUUCCGUGCCUGUUCUGACCUCCACGUGCUGCUGCAGGACAUAGAACCCACGAGUUCUGUGGUGCACCAGCAGAACUUUCCAUUCUUAACAGUUUAACAAUGUUCUAAUCGCAUCCACGGUAAUAAUUUUACUUGUAAGAAAAGUUGCUGUUGGAGGUGACUCUGAACUCCUGGAAAAAAAAAAAUGUAUCUUUAUUGUUUACAUAAAUUUUUUUAUUCUCUUCCCACGUUUCAGGGAUUAUUUGUAUAUAUCCUCAGUCUAAUGGCUCCCUCGGGAAUUGAGCAGUAGUCAUCAUUUUCCAAACCUUUCAUUUGGUGAUAACUGCGGGAUUAGACUCGCAGUGAUUCUUAGCAAUCAAAUGAAAUUUCUAAUUACCCGGAGAAGUUCUAAUUAGUCUCCUAGAAAUAAUCAACAUUUAUACCCUGUAUUCCAUCCCAGUGCUGUGCUUCAGAUCUGCAGCACCCAGAUAUCCCCCAGCUGAACAAAUUCCAUUGCACAAGAACAUCCUCUGGGUGCAUGUCUGCUCUGAAGUAUUUACAAUUGGUGAAACGGAUUCUCUUUAGCCAGAUUUAGAUUUAUUUUUCUCAGUUUCCCUCGAGUUUCAGCGUUUCUCACCUCCCUAAAGCAGAAUAACCAAGAGAACACAUCUAAUAAUAAAUUUCCUGUUCCCCUUUCUCACUGCUGCUGAA